AGGUUCAUUCAGAAUUCAGAUCCCAACUCGGGCUCGUGACUCCUCUGCCUUGAACUCGUGACUACCUUACCAUCUUUUUUUUCGAUAUCGACGACGACGACUUGAACCACGACGAAAUAUGGUGGAACCCGGUCGCUAGCUUUGCCUUCUGCGCUGUCGAGUCGCUCUGUCACGUCACGUCGUGUAUCACCAGCCUCAGUCCCCUAUUCAGCAGCUCAUUGCCCACAUAUCCUCCUGAUUCCCAAUGGCCUCCACCGACAACAGCUCGCUGAAGCGCGCCAGGGCGUCGACGGGCGAGGUCAAUGAUGAUGCCAAAAAGUCGCGAAAAUCUGGUCGCCUUGUUGGCGCCGACGAUGUCCAACAAGGCCCCUUCCCAUCGCCUAUUACAGCUCAAGACACGGCUUCUACGAGAAACGAGACGGUCUCACCGCCGCCGCCGCCGCCGUCGCACAGAGACCGCGGCCAGCAGACUCCUCCUACGGGCAGCCCGCCUCCAUCGUCGUUAUCGCAGCGAUUCGCCGGACUCUCAUCGCCCGCAGGAGAUACACAGCCGUAUUCUCAAUUUCUGCCACCAGCUGCAGUUUCAUACGAGGUCGAUGACGAGGAAGCAGAGGGCGUCUGGGGCUACAUCGUACCAGCCGAUGGGGUAUCAGAAGCGCUGACACUGAGGAAACGUGCAGCAUGUCCAGUGUCGCUGCACGAGACUGGCAAGCCCAACGGACGUCAAAAGGUGAAUAAAGGGCAGUGGAAAGAACAGGAGAACGAGUACGAGGAGGACAAAGCGAAGAAUGGAGUUCCAGCAGGCGGCUAUCUGAUCGGACGGCACCCGGAAUGUGAUAAGAUUGUCAAGAGCGCGACUGUGAGUAACCGGCAUUGCUUGAUAUUCUCGGAGAACAAGCAUAGCAGUACUACUGCAAUCCUUGAGGACUUGAGCGGCAACGGCACGUAUGUGAAUGACCAAUUGAUCGGACGCAAUAAGAGACGUGAGCUUCAGGAUGGAGACGAGAUAUCCAUUGUUGGCGAAGCCAACUUCAUCUUCAGAUACCCCCGGAAGAUUGAGAACGGAAGCGGGUUCCGACAGCAAUACACAAUACAAGAACAGCUCGGCAAAGGGCAUUUUGCAACAGUCUAUCUCUGUGUUGAGAAGUGCAAUGGCAUGCAAUUCGCUGUCAAGAAGUUUGAGAAGCGGAGCGGACCAGGAGAGCGGAGCAAAGUGGAGGGGCUACAACAAGAAAUCGCAGUGCUCAUGGGCGUCAGUCACCCCAACGUGCUGUGUCUCAAGGACACUUUCGACGAGUCUGACGGCGUGUAUUUGGUGCUUGAGUUGGCGCCAGAGGGCGAAUUAUUUAACUGGAUUGUGAUGAAGCAGAAGUUGUCCGAGGCGGAAACACGCAAGCUUUUCAUCCAGCUAUUCCAAGGUAUCAAGUAUCUGCACGAACGCAACAUCGUUCAUCGGGACAUCAAGCCGGAGAACAUUCUUCUCGUCGACAAACAGCUCACUGUCAAGAUUGCCGAUUUUGGGCUGGCGAAGAUCAUUGGCGAAGAAUCCUUCACAACAACACUGUGCGGCACACCGUCUUAUGUCGCCCCCGAGAUCCUGGAGCAGACCAAUCGUCGACGGUACACUCGAGCUGUUGACGUGUGGAGUUUAGGCGUCGUGCUCUACAUCUGUCUCUGUGGCUUUCCACCCUUCUCGGACGAGCUCUAUUCCAAAGAGAAUCCAUACUCGUUGAGCCAGCAGAUCAAGAUGGGCCGAUUUGACUACCCAUCUCCGUACUGGGACUCGGUCGGCGACGCUGCUCUCGAUCUCAUUGACCGCAUGCUCACCGUCGAUGUGGAAAAGCGUAUCACCAUCGACGAGUGUCUUGAGCAUCCUUGGACCACAGCUCGCACCAUCAACCCAGCCGAUAGCACCGAUGGCCUGACUGGUGCGAUCAGUAGUCUUGAUUUCUCCAUGCGCAAGCCCCAGCGGGAACGCACUAUGCUUGCGUCAAUCAACGACGUGAAGGUCUCUCGCAUCAUCGAGACACAGCCAGAUGCACCUCCGGUCAAGGUGUGGGAGAAGAACUCUCAAUCACACUUCCUUACACAGCGCCCAGCGGGCCAACAGAAGAAGAAGAAGAAGAAGGUAAACGGACACUUCGAGCAAACAGUGGAGCCAACGCCAGAUGCUGCACGCGAUCCCAAGGAGUUUAUGGAGAUGGGAGGUAAAGGGGAUCAGACGCUCUUCGAGGCGCCGGAGAAUGGAGCCAGUAUCUACCCCGAUGAAACGACGAUCAAGGCUGGUGCUCCGCGUGGAGAGUAGAGUAGAGCUGUGCGCGGACAUUGAAAUUGCAGGAGGUGCCGGGGUACCUGCAGCUUGACGAUGGAAUGUACAGUACAAGACGAAUUUGAUGGUGUGUACGUUGAUAUGGGCGCUGGUCGCGCGGUACACAGCGGGCAAGUGAGGUAGUAGUGUCAGACCGGCGACUGGCCCGGAGCACACGAUCGAACUUUCAGAUGGCUAUGAAGUAGCAGUCACUUCAAAUCACAUCUUUCAUC
Molecule: messenger RNA, 2541 nt
Organism: Sphaerulina musiva SO2202
Lineage: Eukaryota; Fungi; Ascomycota; Dothideomycetes; Mycosphaerellales; Mycosphaerellaceae
Product: Pkinase-domain-containing protein
Exons: 3
Coding region: 245-2305 (686 amino acids)
Biological process (GO): protein phosphorylation; mitotic DNA damage checkpoint signaling
Cellular component (GO): nucleus
Molecular function (GO): protein serine/threonine kinase activity; ATP binding; protein binding
Source: RefSeq, a predicted model, not a curated record